Molecule: messenger RNA, 627 nt
Organism: Owenia fusiformis
Lineage: Eukaryota; Metazoa; Annelida; Polychaeta; Sabellida; Oweniidae
Source: the annotation of a GenBank genome assembly
GAAAAUCAUUAUGGUGAAGCUUGCAACUUCUGUUUAGAAAGUGAUGACUGCACUGGUCACUAUACUUGUAAUUUUUCCGAUGGAAGUAAGAUAUGCAUGAGCAACUGGAAUGGAACAGAUUGUAACAUUUGGACUGGGCAGGCAUACACGUGUCUUCAUUUUACAGGCUCUACAAAGACAGAUGAUGUCAGAGGACUUUGGGAUGGUACAAUUACAUGCCCAUCUGGGGGUCCAUUUGUUUUCACAUUGGGUCUUCUUAGUCCAAGAGCUACCAGGGUAGAAGGGUAUUUCCAGUUGAUGUAUUUAAAUGGAACAAACAUUACAUCUUUUGGAGUGAAUGGAACAUAUUCACUAUCCAGGAUGUCAUUUACUUUAAUUCCCGUAUAUGGUUCUUCAAUAAUAUUGCCUAUUAAUGGUAUCAUUGGCCAAAUAGAUGAUGAUGCAGACAAUAUGAGUGCUGAAAUAUAUUCAAGGGGAUCCAGAUGCAAACUUGAUGGUUCUAGAAGAACAGCAUUUAUUGAUGCAUGCCAGAAUAAUGCUUCAUGUGUUAGAACUGGGGAAAAUAUUGAUGACUUCUACUGCUGCUGUGAGCCAGGAUUUAAAGGGGAGAGAUGCCAAAUAGAAAUU